AUGACACGUUCAGCUUCCACCCUAGGAUAUUCAAAACCAAAAUCAUUCCCUCGCAAUACCAUUAACAUUGAAUCUCCCCUCGUGACUUCAUAUGAAUCAAGUUCGUUACCACGUAUUAAGGCUUCAUCUACAUCAAGUUCUCCACCACGUAUUAAAAGUCCCACAAGUUCUACAAAUUCAACCGUAGGAACCAAUUUUCGUUCACGUUCUUCAUCAAUAGAUUAUGAAUUAAAUGAUUUAUUUUGUUCUAUUGUUGAUGAUUUAUGUGCUAUUUUCGUUGAUGCCAGACAAAGUGGUUUAAAUGAACAACAAACCGUGGAAAUUUUACUCGUUUAUUUUAAUCAUCGAAAUCAGGAUCCUACGCAAAUCUUUGAAUGGUUACAAAAUAAAACCCACAAAUAUAAAUAUACAACUUUAUUAGGUUAUUUUUAUGAUCAAGGUAUAGGGACCAUAAGGAAUCAACGUAAAGCAUAUUGCCUUUAUCUUUCAGCUGCCAAAAAAGAUUAUUCCGUGGCUCAAGAUUUAUUAGAAUACUUUCCAAUGCCUGUAGCUUAA
This is a messenger RNA of Diversispora eburnea, 555 nucleotides long. The record is from the annotation of a GenBank genome assembly. Lineage: Eukaryota; Fungi; Glomeromycota; Glomeromycetes; Diversisporales; Diversisporaceae.